AUGAAUUAUAAUGAAAAGGAUUAUUUUUCUGCAUAUUAUAAGAGUAAGAAACUUGUGAAACUAUAUAUUUUUAUAAUGGUUGCAAAUCGUGGCGAAAUAGCGAUCAGAGUUUUUCGUGCAACGUCAGAACUUGACAAAGUUUCGGUUGCCAUAUAUUCAGAACAGGACAAGAAUUCUAUGCAUCGCUACAAAGCUGAUGAAGCUUACCUUAUAGGUAAAGGCAAAGCUCCCGUUGAUGCAUAUCUUGGAAUCGAAGAUAUUAUCGAGAUAGCCAAAAAGUACAAUAUUGAUGCCAUUCAUCCAGGCUAUGGUUUCCUCUCAGAAAGAGCGGAGUUUGCGCAAGCUUGUUGGGAUGCCGGAAUUGCAUUCAUUGGUCCUUCGCCAAAAGUUAUUGCACAAAUGGGUGACAAGGUAGCAGCUCGUAAAGCAGCCAUCGAUUCCGGUAUAAAAGUGGUACCUGGAACAUCAAAUCCUGUCACUUCUGUUGAAAAAGUCAAAGAAUUUGUAGCUGAGCACGGUACGCCAAUCAUUUUGAAGGCUGCGUUUGGUGGUGGUGGUAGAGGAAUGCGUCGUGUGGAUAAUGAAAAAGAUGUAAAAGAAUCAUUUGAAAGAGCUUUCUCUGAAGCGAAAGCCGCAUUUGGUGAUGGCUCAUUAUUUGUUGAAAAAUUCGUUGUUCGGCCUCGCCAUAUUGAGGUUCAGAUUUUAGGUGAUAAUUAUGGAAAUAUUAUACAUUUAUAUGAACGCGAUUGUUCAAUUCAACGACGACACCAAAAAUUAGUUGAAAUCGCUCCAGCACCUGCUUUACAUAAAGAAGUUCGUGAUAGAAUUCUUUCCGAUGCUUUGCGAAUUGCUAAACAUGUUGGAUAUCAAAAUGCAGGCACUGUUGAGUUCCUGGUUGAUGAACAUGGUAACCACUUCUUUAUUGAAGUGAAUGCUCGAUUACAAGUGGAACAUACAGUGUCGGAGGAAAUCACUGGCGUGGACCUUGUACAAUCACAGAUUAAAAUCGCUGAAGGUAAAUCUUUAGAGGAUAUAAAACUUUCGCAGGAUGCAAUACAUGUUAAAGGUUGCUCCAUACAGUGUCGAGUAACUACCGAAGAUCCGGCUCGUGGCUUCCAACCUGAUUGUGGCAGAAUUGAAGUUUUCCGCACUGGUGAAGGAAUGGGUAUUCGCCUGGACUCGGCUAUUUCUUUCGCUGGUGCCAUUAUUUCUCCUCAUUACGACUCUCUGCUUGUCAAAGUAAUAUCUUCUGCUCUAAAUCAUAAAUGUGCUUGCAGAAAAAUGGCACGAUCACUCAGCGAAUUCCGCGUUCGAGGUGUUAAGACAAACAUUUCGUUUUUGCUAAAUGUAUUGCGUUCACCGAAGUUCUUAGAUGCUGCUGUUGAUACAUACUUUAUUGAUGAAAAUCCAGACUUGAUGGAUAUCGCUCCAAGCCGAAAUAGAGCUCAAAAACUUCUCAAAUACAUUGGCGAAGUACGAGUGAACGGACCUUCAACACCACUGUUUACAAAUUUAAAGCCUUCCAAAGCUAAAGCACAUGUUCCAGAAAUCCCGUCUGGGAAAGUUCCUGGAGGUUUUCGAGAUAUUUUGCUGAAAGGUGGUCCAGCAGCAUUGGCAAAAGCUAUUCGAAAAAAUGCUGGCUGCCUAAUCACGGAUACAACCUUUCGAGAUGCUCAUCAGAGUCUAUUAGCAACUCGCGUUCGUACUUACGAUUUACUUCAAAUUGCUCCUUUCGUUUCGCAUUCACUGAACAGUCUCUUCUCUCUGGAAAAUUGGGGAGGAGCAACUUUUGAUGUAGCGAUGAGGUUUUUACACGAAUGUCCAUGGGAACGAUUGGAAGCGUUAAGAAAAGCGAUACCAAAUGUUCCUUUUCAAAUGCUACUUCGGGGUGCAAACGCUGUCGGAUAUUCAAGUUAUCCUGAUAAUGUCGUUUAUAAAUUCUGUGAAUUGGCUGUGAAAAGUGGCAUGGAUAUCUUCCGAGUUUUCGAUUCACUCAACUAUUUGCCUAAUAUUUUGGUUGGUAUGGACGCAGUAGGUAAAGCUGGUGGUGUCAUCGAAGCUGCCAUAUCAUAUACAGGUGAUGUGUCUGAUGCGACUAGAACCAAAUAUGAUCUUAACUAUUACGUCAAUCUAGCGGGUCAACUCGUCAAAGCCGGUACUCACAUUCUCGCCAUAAAGGACAUGGCUGGUGUUUUGAAGCCAAAAGCAGCCAAAUUGUUGAUUGGUGCGCUUCGAGAUAAAUUCCCAGACACGCCAAUACAUGUACACACUCAUGAUACUGCUGGCGCAGGUGUGGCUUCUAUGUUAGAAUGUGCAGGAGCAGGCGCAGAUAUUGUGGACGCUGCAGUUGAUAGCAUGAGUGGUAUGACUAGUCAGCCAUCGUUAGGAGCUAUUGUUGCAUGUCUCGAAAGUACACCGCUCGCAACAGGACUGAACCUUGAUAAAAUCUCUGAAUACAAUUCAUAUUGGGAAACUGCUCGGCAGUUUUACGCUCCUUUCGAAUGUACGACCACGCUGAAGAGUGGUAAUGCUGAUGUAUACAAACACGAAAUUCCUGGAGGCCAAUAUACCAAUUUGCAGUUCCAGGCUUUCUCGCUUGGACUUGGCAACCAAUUCGACAACGUCAAGAAGAUGUAUCGUGAGGCUAAUCUUGCCCUUGGUGAUAUCAUAAAGGUAACUCCAUCUUCAAAAAUAGUUGGCGACUUGGCGCAAUUCAUGGUGCAAAAUCAUUUGACACGUGAAAGUCUAGUUGAGAAAGCUGAAGAAUUAAAUUUUCCGCAAUCGGUUAUCCAGUUUUUCCAGGGUCUAAUUGGUCAACCGCCGUAUGGUUUUCCUGAACCAUUGCGAACGAAGGUUUUGCGUAAUCUUCCAAGGUAUGAUGGGCGUCCAGGUGAAAAUCUUGAGCCUUGCAAUUUUGAAGAAAUUCAGACAAAUCUUGAGGAAAAACACGGUCGAAAAUUGCGUGAUGUGGAUGUAAUGACAGCAAUAAUGUUCCCUAAAGAGUUCGACGAUUUUGAGCAAAUGCGACAGACGUUUGGGCCUAUGGAUAAACUAAAUACGCGAAUCUUUUUAACUGGAAUGGAUAUAGCUGAAGUUACAGAAGUGGAACUUGAAAGUGGCAAAACUUUGAUGAUCACAUUGCAAGCGAUCGGUGAUCCUAAUCAUCGUGGUGAAAGAGAGGUUUUCUUUGAUUUAAAUGGCCAACAUCGCUCAAUAUUCGUACAAGACAAGGAAGCCUCAAAGGAGAUGGUAGUACGGCCUCGAGCAAAACUUGGUGUGAAAGGUUCGGUUGGAGCGCCUAUGCCUGGUGAAGUUCUUGAUAUAAAAGUUAAAGAGGGCGAUAAAGUAUCACUAAAAACACCGCUAUUCGUUUUAUCGGCAAUGAAAAUGGAAAUGGUGGUUGAUAGUCCAAUCGCUGGAGUGGUUAAGAAGAUUUACUGUGCUCCAAAAACUCGAGUAGCUGCUGGCGAUCUCAUUAUUGAGAUUGAUCCCGUUGCAAAAUAA
This is a messenger RNA of Dracunculus medinensis (Guinea worm), 3504 nucleotides long. Lineage: Eukaryota; Metazoa; Nematoda; Chromadorea; Rhabditida; Dracunculidae. The record is from the annotation of a GenBank genome assembly.